AGGAACGUAGCGUCAUUUUAAUAUUUAUGAUCCGGAAGACGUUCCGUUUGAGAAGAUUACCCAAGAUGCUCGGCGUGCUUGUAGCAGGGGGGAAUGUAUGACAAUGGCAACAAAUACUACAGAAAAUAACCCACCUUUCGACUGUCCAUCAUGGGCAGGGAAGCCUCCAGCAGGACUGCAUCUGGACGUGGUGAAAGGAGACAAACUCGUUGAGAAACUGAUCAUUGAUGAAAAGAAGUAUUAUCUGUUCGGGAGGAACCCAGACAUCUGUGACUUCACCAUCGAUCAUCAGUCGUGUUCUCGCGUGCAUGCGGCGCUCGUCUACCACAGGCAUCUGAAAAGAGUGUUUCUCAUCGACCUCAACAGCACACAUGGGACGUUCCUGGGACACAUUCGCCUGGAGCCCCACAAGCCCCAGCAGGUUCCCAUCGACUCCACCAUGUCGUUUGGUGCAUCCACUCGUGUUUACACCAUCCGGGAGAAACCUCAGGGUCAGCCGGGCUCCGGCGUCGGGGACAGUAAAACCGGGGACGAGGAGGAGCUGAAGGGUCUUCUGGGACUCCCACAGGAAGAGACUGAACUGGAGAACCUGACCGAGUUCAACACCGCUCAUAACAAGCGCAUCUCCACCCUCACCAUAGAGGAGGGCAACCUGGAUAUUCAGAGACCCAAGAGGAAAAGGAAGAACUCCAGAGUGAGCUUCAGUGAAGAGGAUGAGAUCAUUAACCCAGAGGACAUCGACCCCUCUGUUGGACGUUUCAGAAACAUGGUCUCAACAGCUGUGGUUCCUAUUAAGAAGAAGAAACUGGGCGGAGGCAAUGCGCUGGGAAUCGAGGAAACCGUGACCCGACACAUGCACAUGUUCCCUCUGCAGGGUGGACUCUACAGAGACCUCCCCCCGGCCAGUCAUGAAGCCCAAUCCACAGGAGCGCCCGGCGGGGCCACAAUAAUGGGAGGACUGCCGUUACCCCUGCCCAACCCGGCCCCAGACGUAGACCUGGCCCAGCAGGCCCCGCCCCCUCCGCUCGUGCUCAACCCCACGCCGUUACCCGGCCCCUACGCCUCCGACCCGCUCAGCGAACCCCGCAAGAAGAAGUACGCUAAAGAGGCAUGGCCUGGCAAGAAGCCCACGCCGUCUCUUCUCAUUUAGCUGGGUAUUACUAAUACAAGACACUUCUUUACCCAUGAACUCUAUCUUGAAGAAUCUGGCAAACAGACUUUGAUUUCGACUGCGCUACAAGAAUCUGAUUGAUUGCAAGAAUUUUGUAGUUUUUUUAAAGAAGAUCUUUCCUCCUAAAUGAGCAUUGGCUCACUCUCGUGUCAUUCCAGACCCAUGGUACAUUCUAAGUUCACUGAGAUGCAAAAGGCCGAUUUCCUCUUUUGCACAGUUCAGUGAAAGAACCGUAAAAGUGCAUUUUGACUUAUUUUGCUCUGUUCCUCACAGAAUAAUCUGGUUUUAAUCAUUCAUUUUUGUUUUGUCGAAAGAGCUCCCUGGACGUUUAGGAUGCAUUAGAUCUUUUGUGUUUCAUAGGAAUGUUGCAAUGACAUGAGGCUGAGUAGAUGAUGUAAUUGAAUGCAUUUUGAUUGAUCUAUUUCUUUAAAAUGCCAGCUUGAACGUGAGCCCCUAAUGAAAAGCAGACACAAGUACAUAGGCUAAACAUGACAUUUUGCUGUUUGUAUCAGGUUAAGAUGUCUUUUUUUUUCUUCUUCAUAUUACUAUUUAUGUGAAAUUAUUGAAAACGUACUACUAGACGAACCACAAACCCUGUUUUUGGUUUCAAAACUGAUGAAAUGUCUGUAAUAUUGCAACAUUACCUUGUGAAGAUCUUUUUACUCUGCUGUUCCACACUGUAUUAGUUUCAUACACUAUUUCCCCCUUCAUAUAUACACACUGAGAGCAGCAGGGUUUCAAAUGAACUGUUCGCUGAUGGUUCAUCAGGAGUCAAUGUCUACAGUCUUCACUGUUAAAAAGAGAAAGAAAAAAUGUUUAUACUCUUGUUCUGUUUGGUACAUUUGAUGUUUGUACAUAUCCUUCACAAUAAAAGCCAGUGUAUUUUUAUAUAUUUAAA
Carassius gibelio (silver crucian carp) is the source of this 2069-nucleotide messenger RNA. It is a transcript of the gene ppp1r8b, whose product is annotated as protein phosphatase 1, regulatory subunit 8b. Gene Ontology annotation, molecular function: mRNA binding; protein binding; protein serine/threonine phosphatase inhibitor activity. The transcript has 7 exons. The coding region runs from base 98 to 1150 and encodes 350 amino acids. Lineage: Eukaryota; Metazoa; Chordata; Actinopteri; Cypriniformes; Cyprinidae. The record is from RefSeq and is a predicted model, not a curated record. Gene Ontology annotation, cellular component: nuclear speck.